Aspergillus steynii IBT 23096 is the source of this 810-nucleotide messenger RNA. Its product is annotated as rhodanese-like domain-containing protein. The record is from RefSeq and is a predicted model, not a curated record. Lineage: Eukaryota; Fungi; Ascomycota; Eurotiomycetes; Eurotiales; Aspergillaceae. The transcript has 2 exons. Gene Ontology annotation, molecular function: thiosulfate-cyanide sulfurtransferase activity. Gene Ontology annotation, cellular component: mitochondrion. The coding region runs from base 38 to 697 and encodes 219 amino acids.
CAACCCAACACUUCUCCCCAGCCAACGCACCGCAAAAAUGAUCGCUAAACGCCCAUUGACAUCUCUCCUCGCCCGCGGCGUGCAGACCGCCUCGCGCUCUCCCAUCUCCGCAGCCGCACCCGUCCUCUCGAGCUCCAGAGCGUUCGGCUCGAGACAUCUCCCCCAGAACUCAAGAUGGACGGCACUCCAGCACCAAUGCCAGGCUCAGAAGCAAAACCACCGACAAUACCCUAGCCAGUCGGUGCGAUGGAAGAGCAACGCGGACAAGUCCAUGAGACAGUGGGGAUUCGAAGACAUCAACGCCGCCCUCCCAUCUACCUCUCCCAACUCGCCGCCCUCCUCGCCCCAGAAAUCCCUCAUCCUCGUCGACGUCCGCGAGCCCGCCGAGUUAACCGCCACCGGGGUGAUCCCGUCCGCCGUGUGCGUGCCGCUGGCCUCGCAGCCGGACGCGCUGUUCCUGACGCCGGACGAGUUCGAGACGCGGUUCGGGUUCCCCAAGCCCGGUGCCGUGGAGGGCCAGGAGUCCGGCGAUAUCGUGUUCUACUGCAAGGCGGGGGUUCGGGCGCGAGCGGCGGCGCAGUUGGCCGUGAAGGCUGGCUACGAUCCCGAGCGGGUGGGUGUGUAUGAGGGCAGUUGGUUGGAUUGGGCAGGUCAGGGAGGAAAGGCGGAGAAGUGGGAGGGAGAGGAUUACGAGUAACUGGGUUAUAAAGUGAUUGAAUGAGAGGGACAGAGAUGGAUCGGGUAUCCAGAGGCUAUGUGAAUAUGAAUGGCGAGGGGUGGUGUACUUAUACUUAUAUUUAUACUUGGAAC